Molecule: messenger RNA, 705 nt
Organism: Leptosomus discolor (cuckoo roller)
Lineage: Eukaryota; Metazoa; Chordata; Aves; Leptosomiformes; Leptosomidae
Gene: RGS18
Product: regulator of G protein signaling 18
Source: RefSeq, a predicted model, not a curated record
AUGGAGAACCCACUUCUUUUAUUCCCCCAGCUAAACAUUUCUGCUUCAAAGGAUAAAUCCUAUUACAAAGUCAUGAAAUCAACGAUUAAAGAAGAGCCACAUAAAGCAAGCAAGCCUGGAGCUAAACAGAAGAGAAAUAGGCUGAGCCUUCUCCUGCAGAAAUCUGAGUUCCAUGAAGGUGAUCAUCCUGGUAAACCUGGAAACUUGACAAAAACAGCAAGCAAUGUGUCUCCUGAAGAAGCAAUGAAAUGGGGAGAAUCUUUUGACAGACUGCUUUCUGAGAAAGCUGGAUUGGAUGCCUUUACAAAGUUCCUGAAGACUGAGUUCAGUGAGGAGAACAUCGAGUUCUGGAUAGCUUGCGAGGAUUACAAGAAAAGCAAAACUGCACAUGAACUUUUGCCAAAAGCUAAGACCAUUUUUGAAACAUUCAUACAGAAGGAUGCUCCAAAAGAGGUGAAUUUGGACUUUCAAACCAAAGAAGUCACGAGUCAGAAUAUUGAACGGCCCGUCAUCACCACCUUUGAUGCAGCACAAAACACAGUCUACAGGCUGAUGGAGCAAGACAGCUACCCGCGCUUCCUAAGAUCUGAUCCUUAUUUAAAUUUGGUUAAGGGGAGGAAUCCCAGUCGUCCCACCCUUAGGAGACGAUCGCGGUCUUUUACUGUCAGUGAUUUCCAGGGUGUACGACCAGACUUUACUGUUUGA